AAGGAUCAAACCCAAUGUUGCCAAGCUGAGACCCGCUUCCCCAUCAGAUAGAAAACUAAGGUUGCGCAAUUGUCCCCAAAAUUAGCGCUUUGGGACUAAGCGAGGGAGGUUAAAUGCGUCAAGCUUCGCGGAGGUGUUUCGGAACCUGGGUCCUGAUACGCUUCCGAGAAAGGAUGUUUUAGCAGGAACGGUUUGAGGCGUGGAUGAUCGUCUGAAAAAUGUCUGGGCGCAUAUCUGACAGGUAUGCAAGCUUUUUCAAAUGUGACGUUAUGGAUUAUUACUGCCGAGAGAGAAACUUUCUGUACUCUUUUUUCUUUUCUUUUUCAAUAAUGGCUUGUAUUUCUGCAAAUUUUCAGAUUUGUUUCGCGGACAUGUUCAGGGGAAUCACUUGUUUCGAGAUGUGCACGGGAAAUAUCCAUGUCUCACUUAGUCUUCGGGACUUGCUUAAACAGCGGCACGGCAUUAGUCUCCGAAGCCACGAGUUCGGUUUAAGGGAAAAAUAAGAGGAAACCGUGAAGCUUUUCCAGAUGGUUCCUGAG
Molecule: messenger RNA, 539 nt
Organism: Mollisia scopiformis
Lineage: Eukaryota; Fungi; Ascomycota; Leotiomycetes; Helotiales; Mollisiaceae
Exons: 1
Coding region: 219-503 (94 amino acids)
Source: RefSeq, a predicted model, not a curated record